AUGGUGUUGGCUUCCUCAGCGUUAGAUUUUCUGGAAAGUGUUCAUAGCUUCCUUCUUUUUCUCUCACCCUAUCCUCUUUCUCAGGUCUCCUAUGUGAAGGCAAUUGACAUCUGGAUGGCAGUGUGUCUUCUGUUUGUGUUUGCUGCCUUACUGGAAUAUGCAGCAGUGAACUUUGUCUCCAGGCAACAUAAGGAGUUCCUUCGUCUGCGGAGACGACAGAAAAGGCAGAAUAAGGAAGAAGAUGUUACUCGUGAAAGUCGUUUUAACUUCAGUGGUUAUGGGAUGGGUCACUGCCUCCAGGUGAAAGAUGGCACAGCUGUCAAGGCUACACCUGCCAACCCACUUCCACAACCCCCAAAAGAUGCAGAUGCCAUCAAGAAGAAGUUUGUGGAUCGGGCAAAAAGGAUUGACACCAUAUCUCGAGCUGCCUUCCCACUGGCCUUCCUCAUAUUCAAUAUCUUUUACUGGAUCACAUAUAAGAUCAUUCGGCAUGAAGAUGUUCACAAGAAAUAGAUGUACCCUAUUAAUCCUGGAACCUUCCUGCCUAAGUGUUGUGCUUGUAUAUAUACAGUAAUAUUGU
Messenger RNA from Phodopus roborovskii (desert hamster), 580 nucleotides. RefSeq names its product glycine receptor subunit alpha-2-like. Gene Ontology annotation, biological process: chloride transport; monoatomic ion transmembrane transport. The transcript has 3 exons. The record is from RefSeq and is a predicted model, not a curated record. Gene Ontology annotation, cellular component: postsynaptic membrane. NCBI's taxonomy places the organism in Eukaryota, Metazoa, Chordata, Mammalia, Rodentia, Cricetidae. Gene Ontology annotation, molecular function: extracellularly glycine-gated chloride channel activity; transmembrane signaling receptor activity. Bases 1 to 513 code for a protein of 170 amino acids.